AUGGGCAAGGAUGUACAAGGAAUAGAAAGAGGGAAAUGCGCUUGUGGUGAAUGCGAGGAUUUCAUGAGGUCAGAUGGAGAAACUUGUGGCUAUUGUAGCUGUUUGCCGACUCGCCAUUCUAAAAAGGAUGCCAGCUACUUCUCUGACUCUGCUGGAGGCACAUCGGGUGCGGGAAUAAGUGAAAGUGAAAGUGCAAGUCCAGAGAAGUGGAAAGAUGAAGACCUGGGGAGGUUCCCGAACCCAAAGGGCGAAUAUACUGAAUUCUCAAAUAGUAUUCUGCCAAAAUUCUACCUGUCCUUUUGA
This is a messenger RNA of Pocillopora meandrina, 303 nucleotides long. Lineage: Eukaryota; Metazoa; Cnidaria; Anthozoa; Scleractinia; Pocilloporidae. The record is from the annotation of a GenBank genome assembly.